Molecule: messenger RNA, 1829 nt
Organism: Podarcis muralis (Common wall lizard)
Lineage: Eukaryota; Metazoa; Chordata; Lepidosauria; Squamata; Lacertidae
Product: death-associated protein kinase 2-like
Biological process (GO): positive regulation of apoptotic process; protein phosphorylation; intracellular signal transduction
Cellular component (GO): nucleus; cytoplasm
Molecular function (GO): protein serine/threonine kinase activity; ATP binding
Source: RefSeq, a predicted model, not a curated record
GCCCCAAGACGAGGAAGUGGAAGCGCCCGGAGGUCGCGAUGGUCGCCUGCAGGUGCCUCCCGGAGCUCCGAGGGCGGCGGCAGCAAGAGGGGCCCGUGAGAGCGAGCGCCUGAUGGCCAAGGAUGGAGGGGGCGAGGUCCUUGCCAGUGGUGAGGGGGCGCGCCUAGCCAGAAGCCCCGAGGAGGCCCUCUGCAGCCUGGAUGAUGAGGACAAUGACGAGGUCUUUGAGAGCCCGACAGCCAAGGCCCACGGCCGGGCUGGACCACGUCAGCCACCUUCCGCCACUGCAGCGUGGAUGAGCUGUACGAGCUGCUGGAGAAGCUGGGCAGCGGGCACUUUGGGGUGGUCAGGCGCUGCCAGGAGCGCUGCACGGGCUCCUUCUAUGCCGCCAAGUCCGUGAAGGUGCGGAAGCGAAAGGGGAGCCGCCUGGGCCUGGACCGCGAGCAAGUGGAGUGAGAGGUCUCCAUUCUCCAGCAGCUCCAGCACCCCAACAUCAUGCGCCUCCAUGACGUCUUUGCCGGGAAGGGCGAGGUGGUCCUGAUCCUGGAGCUCAUCCACGGAGGAGAGUUGUUUGACUUCAUCGCAGAGAAGGAGCUUCUGACGGAGACCGAAGCCAUCCAGUUCCUGCAGCAGAUCCUGCUUGGCCUGACCUACAUGCAUUCCCGGCGCAUUGCUCACUUUGACCUCAAGCCAGAGAACAUCAUGCUCUUCCAGAAGGAUGCCCCCAACCCCCUGAUCAAGAUCAUCGACUUUGGCCUGGCCCAGAAGCUGGAGGAAGGCGUGACCUUCAAAAGUUUGUGUGGGACUCCCCAGUACAUUGCUCCUGAAGUGAUCAACUAUGAGGCUCUGAGCACAGCAACGGACAUGUGGAGCAUCGGCGUGAUUACCUACAUCUUACUGAGCGGCAUGUCCCCCUUCCAGGGAGAGACGGACGCAGAGACCCUGACCAGUGUCGUCUCCGGCAACUAUGAGUUUGAGGACAAGUACUUCAGCCAAACAUCGGAGCUGGCCAAGGACUUCAUCCGGCAGCUGUUGGUGAAGGAGCCUGGAGACCGAAUGUCGGCCGAGGAAUGCCUCAUCCACCCCUGGAUCAAGCCCCUGACCCGGAAGCAGGUGGCGAACCGGAGCCGCUCCUCCAUCAACAUGAAGAACUUCCGCAAGUUCAAUGCUCGCCGGAAGUGGAAGCUCUCCUACAACAUGGUGUCUGCCUGCAACCGCCUCUGCCGGAUGGGCCUCCUGUGCCAGCAGAAGCGGGACGAGGAGAACUUGCGCGGCUGCGAGAGCGACCAGGAGGGGGAGGCCAGCAGCCCCGUCCCCCUCUUCCGCAGGCGAAGGAGCAGCUGCUCGUGAAUCAGGGACACCGGGAGGCAGCCUGCUCUUCCAGCCCCAUCCAUUCACCAACCCAGGAGGGUGCGGCACAGCCUUCGACAACCAGCCCAUGGUUGCUGCAAUGUGGACAGGGAAGGGGCCUGCUGGGAGGGAGCCCACCAUUAAAUGCCUGCGUUGCCCCACACUCCUGCUGUGCCAAGAGGGGGGGGGGCUCCCAUUGUGGGCGGGUGACAGCUGUCUCUCUGCCCCCAGCUCCCUGGGGCUUGGCGUUUUCCAGCAGAGGCCAGCAUUUGGGCCUUCUUAAAAAAAUGCUUUGUAUGUAAGUUUGCUUUUGGGGAGCGGGAGAUUUACUUCCCAACUAUUUCUGACCUACUUGGGGAACAGAACUCCACUCCCCCCCAUGCCAGAACCCCCCCCCCCACUACCCAUCCCUUCCUCCAGGAAUUCGUGACCAAAAAGGGUCCCUGGUCCCUUUUUAAUAACGUGCAUAGCGUUAAUGA